AUGACCAUGUAUCCCCUAGGAUUUCUGCCACUCUUCUGCACCUUUCUACCAUACUCGGUCGCCGUCAAUGCCGCUUUGCUUGUGCCCGUCAUCGUCCUCGCUGUUUGGUCCUACGCAGUCUUCGCCCCCCGCCCAUCCUCCGCAAAGGAUGCAGACGACGUCUAUCCUGUGCAUCUACCCGGGUCUUCGCUUGCCCAUAUCCUUCCAUUUUUCCAGCGACGCUUCGAUUUCAUAAAUCAGGGCUUCGAGCUCGCCGGCCAGGCCAUCUACCAGUUCUCUCUGCUGCGAAAAUCCGUCAUCGUCCUGUCAGGCGAGGCCGCGCGCCGGGACUUCUUCCAAGCAAAGGACCUCGAUCUCGGAGCCGGCUUUAGGUUUCUCUCCGGCGCCGUACGUAGCCGCAACACGUUUUGUUGCCGAACACCUUCCUCGAGUUCUCGCGACCGUAGCCAACUGACGCUGACCGUCCCUUCUCUCCAGAUACCGAUGCUACCGGGCGUCACCACCGACCUGGGCCCCGGCCGCGUCGCCCUCAUCUACAAGCGUCUCGCGACCACACAGACCAGCGAAAGCCUCUCGCGGCUCAUCCCGCAGAUUUUGGAGGAUUCACGGCGCACAAUCAACGCAUGGGGUAACUCCGGCAUUCUGGACCCCUUUGACCGCGUUCCCGAGCUUAUCUUCCAAACGAGUGUGCGCUCGUUAGCGUUCUCGGAACUCGCGGAGGACCCCGCUACCGUCAAGCGCUUACGGGAGCUGUACGACACCUUGGACACAGCCACAACUCCUGCAACCGUCCUCUUCCCAUGGCUUCCCAGCCCGACCGCAGUACGCAAACUACUUGCGACAAAGCGCAUCUAUGACAUAAUCGGGAAGACUUUGGACGAUCGCAUGAAGAAUGGCAUCGCGCGCGACGAUACGCCGCAGAUGCUAAUCGAUGCGGGGGACGAAAGGAUGAUCAUUAUCGGAUUCGUGAUGGGCCUGCUCGUGGCUGGCGCACGGUCGACUGGUACUACCGCUUCCUGGCUCAUCACAUUCCUCAGCGGACACCCUGAAUGGAGGGAAAAGGCUGCCGAUGAGGUGCGACGGCUCAUAAUGAACCAUGCAGCUCAGCUGCGCUGUUCUUCCGAGCCUCGCACGACAUUCGCGGGAAGCACCGAGGAUGCGUCGUGCUCUGCGCAAGACCAACCUGAGCGUCAAAGUCAUCAGCCUCCAUCAUCUGCACCCGCGGAACCGUCUCCUGCUUCCCCGCCUCUCUCCUCCCUGACCGCUUCCCUGGCGAGCAUUCCUCUGUCAGCAUGGGAGAAUGACACACCAGUGCUCGACUCGCUGAUUCGUGAGACGUUACGUGUGGCAGAGCCGCACGUCGCGAUGCGCCAGUACCUCCCGCUCUCGCACUCAAGCGAAAAGGAGGUAAGGGCGCCGCACGCAUACGGGAAGACUUUAUACCUCGGCGGUAGGGCGAUACCACCAGGAGCGUACGUCAUGUACCCGUUCAGCGACGUGCACCUCAGCUCGGACGUCUACCAAAACCCGUGGAGAUGGGAUCCAGGCCGUGCGGAGAUGGGCUUGAAGGCGCCGUAUUCAUACGUCGGGAUGGGCGCAGGGACGACUAUAUGUCAAGGCAAGCGCCUCGCGACGCUCGAGCUGAAGCUCGUCACGGCGCAGGUCGUGCUCGGUUUCGGGGAGCUUCGCGCGGUCGAUGCGCGGGGGUUGCCGCUUCCGGAGUUACCGCGGCCGAACUGGAACGACGUCUUGACGUGCAAGCCGCCGCCGGGCUCAUGCUACGUGCGCUUCGAACGGACAGUGGAGGUUGAUGCCUUGUAGGCGUUCUCCUUUUUCAUGACGUGUCUCCCGUCUCUUGCCUCUUCUCUAUAUGGAUUGUAUCAGUAACGUCACCCAUGUUGUAUAUCGCGGGAUACGUACUUUAGUAUGUCGUUUAGAUGAUGAGAUGCUCGGGCAGGGAUUUAUGACCUU
Molecule: messenger RNA, 1971 nt
Organism: Dichomitus squalens LYAD-421 SS1
Lineage: Eukaryota; Fungi; Basidiomycota; Agaricomycetes; Polyporales; Polyporaceae
Product: cytochrome P450
Exons: 7
Coding region: 1-1821 (606 amino acids)
Biological process (GO): sterol metabolic process
Molecular function (GO): monooxygenase activity; heme binding; iron ion binding
Source: RefSeq, a predicted model, not a curated record